GUGAAAAUACAGCAAGUGUUUUGGUUGGAUGUAACGUAUCGAUCUAACCAAUCGAAAACAACGAUACAUAGUGUGUUCGUCAUUGCUCCAAAGAUGGCAGCUUCAAUGCUGCGACUUAUACCGUCAGUGUGCAAGAAGGCUGUAAUUCUAAGCAAACCCAGUGCUACAAAUGUUCAAAAUGUCCAAUGUUUACUUCAUAAAUUAACGAUCCAGCCCGUUAGAUAUGGAUCAUUUUUUAACAGAAAAUCCCAACGACAACUAUGGGAUAGUAUAACAUCAGUAAGUAGCCAGGGUCGUAAAAGAGGCAGAGCCAGUCGAAAUAAACUUAGACAAGCAGAAAACCUCAGCAAAACUUCUCAUGAGAUAGGUGGAGCCAAGAUGGUAUUUCCUGGACUCACAAAGCGCAUUGAACAACCCAGUGAAGAGAGAUUCUCUCUGCCGAGAAUGUACCAAGUAGAAGAAGUCCCAGAAGCCCGUGAUAAAAAGAAGAUUCGGAAGUUCAAGAAGAGAGCUUUUGAGAGAGGUUAUUCAGGGCGAUCAAAUCCAGGACGUAAAUUUGGACCGCCAGAUCCGGUGGAUGGAUAUACCUUUGAUGGCUUUGAGAGUGUAGUGCUUCAAGCCAAGCGUGUGAGCCAUACGACAGCUACCCAGGGUAAAGUCUAUCAGGGCUGGCUGUUAGUUGCUGUUGGAAACGGCAAAGGAUUGAUAGGACUGCAGUAUGCAAAGAAUCCUCUAGGAUUUAAAGCCAUAGUUACAGCAAAGAACAAGGCCUCAAAGCAUUUGUUGCAUGUGGAUCUUCUAGAUAACCAUACAAUUAUGCACAACUUCACUGAAAAAUACCACCAUUCAACGGUCAUCUGCUUUCAGAAAUAUGAAGGGUACGGUCUGGUGUGCCACAGAGUGAUCAAGUCCCUGUGUGAGCUCAUAGGCAUCAAGGACAUCUAUGUACGUGUGGAGGGCAACAAAUCCAACAAGCUGGCAAUCUGCAGGGCCUUCAUCAACGGACUCCUCAAACAGAAAUCUCACCAAGACAUGGCAAACGAGACAGGCCACCACAUUGUUGAGUACAGCUGUGACCGCUACAGCCAGUACCCAAAAGUGUUGGCCUCCCCUGACCCUGAGGCCAAGGAGGUAGCGACCUUUAAGAAGGACCAGGGCUUCAAUUAUGAGCACUGGUGCAUGGGCAACAAGAUACCCAAUAUAAAACCACGUACGAAGCAUCUCUUCUUCAGGAACUUUCAGAGCUAUAAGAAGAAGCAGUUUAUUCAGUACAAAUUCAGAAAUCAAAUUCCUGCUAAGCUAAAGAGAAAAGCGUUGAAUUUGUGAAAUGUGACUUGUGACAUUGAAAGAUUUGUUGAGUUCAUAUAUAUUUAAAGAUCAAUAAAUGUAAAUGUAAAAUAAAAAAUGACUACAGUA
Molecule: messenger RNA, 1416 nt
Organism: Dreissena polymorpha
Lineage: Eukaryota; Metazoa; Mollusca; Bivalvia; Myida; Dreissenidae
Product: putative 28S ribosomal protein S5, mitochondrial
Exons: 11
Coding region: 94-1326 (410 amino acids)
Biological process (GO): translation
Cellular component (GO): ribosome
Molecular function (GO): structural constituent of ribosome; RNA binding
Source: RefSeq, a predicted model, not a curated record